Messenger RNA from Esox lucius (northern pike), 3134 nucleotides. RefSeq lists its product as uncharacterized. The record is from RefSeq and is a predicted model, not a curated record. The transcript is spliced from 2 exons. Lineage: Eukaryota; Metazoa; Chordata; Actinopteri; Esociformes; Esocidae. The coding region runs from base 1272 to 2972 and encodes 566 amino acids.
CAUACACUUCACAAAAAUCACAAAUACAGACCCAGGUAGACUCAUAGUAGCAGAAAUCUCAUACCAUAACAUCACAGUUAAACUUAUAAAUGUAUAUGCACCUACUAACCAACAAGAACGUCUGUCACUUUUCAGAAAGCUGCGACCGGCCCUCCUAGGCAACCUUCCGGUCAUCGUUGCAGGCGAUUUCAACUGUGCGCUGCAGGAUUUGGACCGUAGCCGCCCCCGGAACGACGGCUCAAGCAGGGAGCUCAUUGCCAUUAUCAAUGAACACCAAUUACAAGAUCUAGGCAGGGACCUGGUGCCCCGCUACACCUGGGUGAGUUCUGACGGUCAGUCCUUUUCCAGGAUCGACCUCCUCCUCUUAGACCAAGACCUCACAGCAGAACACACCACAUCAGCAGCCACUUUCUUUUCAGACCAUAGACAACUCACCACCACUGUACACCUACCAGACAGACAGACAAAUAGAGGGAAGGGACUUUGGAAAUUAAACACUACACUACUGACUGACAGACUUAACAUGCAAUACAUCACACACCUGGAAAAGUGGACCUCUCUCCUUGACCUAUUCGACUCCCCCAUUGAUUGGUGGGAGAUGGUCAAGGAGAGAACCAAACACUUCUACAUCAAAGCAGGCAAAACAAAGGCAAGAUGCAAAAAGGAACAACUCACCAAACUAAACAGACGACUACAGAACCAGACAGAACUACAACAAGAAGGCUUCAAUCUCGCAACUGAAAUAGCAGUCACUAAACACAAACUGGCACUCAUACAUAGACAAGAACAGCAGAAAAUCAAAUACACAAGCAAAAUCAAACACCUAGAGGACGACGAGAAAUGCACAAAAUACUUCUUCCAACACAUCAGACGUAAAAAACAAACCAUAGACACACUGAAGGACCACACCCAGACACCACAAACUGACGAACACACCAUCACAGACAUCAUCACAGACUUUUACACCAACCUGUACGCGACAAAAAGCACAGACGAUGACUUGAUCGACGGACUUCUUCAACACAUCACACCAGUACCUGACAAGGAGGAGGAGGGAGACCUGACACUGGAGGAGCUCACCCGGGCGAUGCGGUCCCUAAGUACGGGUAAGACACCGGGUCCCGAUGGGCUCCCUGCUGAGUUUUACAUAACAUUCUGGGAACAUCUCAAAGUCUGCCUGGGGGCGGUCUACAAUAGCAUGUACAGGGAGGGUAAACUAGCACCCUCCAUGACAGAGAGUGCAGUUACCCUCCUGUACAAGGGAAAAGGUGAUGCCACUGAGCUCAGGAACUGGCGCCCCAUCAGUCUCCUGGGCUCAGACUAUAAGAUCUUGGCAAAAACCCUUAUGUACCGGUUACAGAGGUCACUCCCGCCCACUAUCAGCCCUGCUAUACACCAUUGCCAUAGAACCCCUACUGGUCAGCAUACGUCACAACCCCCGCAUCACGGGCUACCCUUUACCCGGAGCACACGGCAUGACAGUCAAAACCCAGGCAUACAUGGAUGACAUUACCAUCAUCACGACAGACACAAAGUCCAUCCCACACAUCACGCACGCAAUCAACACUUUCUGCACAGCAACUGGGGCAAUAGUGAACGGGACUAAGAGCGAGGUUUAUGUAACACCGGACUGGCCAGCCGACCAGGUCCUGCCAUACCCUGUAAAAGAAACCGUAAACAUUCUGGGUGUAUGUUUUGGCAGGACCAACCCCGGACGCCGGAGCUGGAAGGACGCCCUUGCCAAGGUCAAAAAGAAAAUCGCUGGCUGGCGGGGGCGAUCCCUCACGAUGACUGGGAAGGUCCUAGUCAUUAAAGCCAUCGUUUACCCGAUCCUGGCAUACAUAGGUAAGGUUUUUCCGCCAAACAUACACACAGCAAGACAUAUCAACAAGACCAUCUACAACUUCAUCUGGGGCAGUGACCAGGAGCGGGUAAACAGGCUGACUAUGUGGAAAAAAGAGAACAAAGGGGGUAAGGGGAUCCCAAAUAUUCCACUCUACAUAGCGGUGCAGGGCCUCAGCUACAUCAUCUCCAACAUAUGCAGACAGCACAAUAAAGCCGUUUUUUUCCACACAUUCUACUUCUCAACAAUAAUCAGACCAUUGGGGCUCUGCACCCUUGACCAUCGGACCCCUUACUCCUGGGACCCCCCUCUGCACUACAAAGCACUAAAAUCCAUUAUCACCUCGCAACAGCUACACACCCACAAAAGUCAGGACUGGUCAUUCAAAACACUUAGAAAAUUCAUCACGGACAGGGACACAGUUACACUGAUACCAACAUUAACUACCGAACAAUGCACCACAGCCUGGACAAACAUAGCUUCACCUGCACUCAUGAACAGACACACGGACAUAGCGUGGAUGGCGGCCAUACGCUGCCUCCCCACCCGGCAUUUUAUGCACAAAAGGGGAAUAGCCAGAACCGACCAGUGCCCGCACGGCUGUAGAGAGAUAGAAACCGAAGACCACAUCCUCUGGCGGUGCAGGGUGGCAAAAAACAUCUGGCUCAUGACCUCUGCUCUCCUCACCAGGUUGACCGGCACGGCUGCGACGACCCUCCGGGGCAUCCUCUUCGGACCACCAGCGGGACUCCAAUCACCCCAGCAGAGGAACGCCUGGAGGGUCGUCAACGCCACAAAGCAAACCAUUUGGGACACAAGGAACAUAAAGGUUUUUCAUAAACAGGACACUCUCCCCAUCAUCACUGCCAGAAUCAUCUGGAAAACCAUCAUCGAUUACAUCACCCUGGACACCCACCGACUUGGGCAAGACAUCACCAACCGACAAUGGAACAUCAGCACCCCGAACGACAUCAUCAUCACCCCCCCCGUCACCAACCUGCCCAACCCCACCACGGUGCCCCCAACCACAAAUCCCAACACCAGCAGCCGAGCAGGGAUCAUGAGCCGCCACCUUGCACUCGACCCCUCCUACAGCCGUGCGAAGUACUGGACAUUCCAUCAACGAUAGCCGAUCUGCUACUCCACAUGGACAGAAACACAUACAUACACAUGUCAAACAGAAUAACCAUCACUUGUCACUUCAAACCGCCACUGUAUUUACAUUUCACCUUGCUUUGCCCUCCCUUAUGUUCAGUGUACGUUCAAAUGUUUUCUUUUAGUUUUUUAGCUU